Vigna angularis (adzuki bean) is the source of this 898-nucleotide messenger RNA. RefSeq names its product germin-like protein subfamily 3 member 2. Bases 63 to 740 code for a protein of 225 amino acids. The transcript has a single exon. The record is from RefSeq and is a predicted model, not a curated record. Gene Ontology annotation, cellular component: cell wall. NCBI's taxonomy places the organism in Eukaryota, Viridiplantae, Streptophyta, Magnoliopsida, Fabales, Fabaceae. Gene Ontology annotation, molecular function: manganese ion binding.
GAACUCAGUCUCUGUUCAACACAGAAAAGUCUUCAAAAAAGAGGCAAAAGAACAAGAGAAAAAUGUCUGCAGAAAAGACCCUUUGGCUUUUGCUAGCGAUUUUCUUGCUCAGUUUGGCCAUAACCUUUGCCUCUGACCCUGAUCCAGUUCAGGACUUCUGCAUACCAAACCCAAGAUUUGGUGCCAUCAAAACAGCACAUGCCAUGCACUACAUUCUCCCAUGCAAGAACUCAUCUGAGGCAACCACUGAAGACUUUGUCUUCUCUGGUUUAAGAGCCUCAAGGACAUUCUCAGACACAGGCCUGGCGGUGGUUUCAGCAAGCCCUACCAAUUUUCCCGGGCUGAACACUCUGGGCUUGUCUUUUGCACGUGCAGACAUAGAAGUUGGGGGCAUCAACCCACCACAUUUUCACCCUAGAGCCACAGAGCUGGUUCAUGUGGUGGAAGGAAAAGUGUACUCAGGUUUUGUUGAUUCAAGCAAUAGGGUGUUUGCUAGAGUACUUGAAAAAGGAGAGGUCAUGGUGCUCCCUAAAGGUCUGGUGCACUUCAUGAUGAAUGUUGGUGAUGAACCUGCUACUUUGUUUGGAUACUUCAACAGCCAAAACCCUGGUAUUCAGAAGAUACCAUCUGCUGUGUUUGGUUCAGGGAUUGAUAAGGAGCUUCUGCAGAAGGCUUUUGGACUCAGUUCUAAGCAGAUUGGGACCUUGAGGAAAAAGUUUGAUCCCAAGACUGCAAGGUAGAUAACUGCUAAACUUUGUCCAUUUCCUUUUAAGGUUUUUACUCAUAUUUUCUUGCUUUUUUUCUUUCUUUGGAAGAGUUUUCAACCCCUUCUCCCACUUUUUGUGUUGUAGUAUUAUAACACUUUAUAAGGUAAAGAAUAUGAAAUGCAGCUUGGUCA